AUGCGGGACAAGGUGUAUGCCACUGUGCCCAUGGGUGCCCCGCAAACGACUCCGGGCGACAUAAGGGACGGCGAGAGCCCCCUCCCGGCCCGCGGCCCUUCUCGGAGGGGUACGGUGUCCCCGAGCCGCCUCCAGAGGGAUCCGGGCCGGGGCCGGGCUGCAGCCUGCAAUCCCCGGCCGCGCCGCGAUCGCAACGAAAGGUUCGGGCGGAGAAGCCGGAGGGAGCGGAUCUGCGGGGCCCCGGCGGAGAGCGAGCCCCAGCCCACGGCCGCUGCCCUUCUCUCCGCAGAUUCCGAGGAUGUCUCCUCCAGCGACCGCAAAAUGUCCAAAUCUUCCCUCAACCAGAGCAAGAAACGGAAGAAGAGGCGGCACAGGACAAUCUUCACAUCCUACCAACUGGAGGAGCUGGAAAAGGCCUUCAAUGAGGCUCACUACCCUGAUGUGUACGCUAGAGAGAUGCUGGCCAUGAAAACAGAGCUGCCAGAAGACAGGAUACAGGUCUGGUUCCAGAAUCGCCGGGCUAAGUGGCGGAAGCGAGAGAAGUGCUGGGGCCGGAGCAGCGUGAUGGCCGAGUACGGACUCUAUGGAGCCAUGGUGCGUCAUUCCAUCCCACUGCCUGAGUCCAUCCUCAAGUCAGCCAAGGACGGCAUCAUGGAAUCCUGUGCCCCAUGGCUCCUGGGGAUGCACAAAAAGUCUCUGGAAGCAGCGGCUGAGGCGGGGAGGAAGACGGAGGUGGAGCGCCAGGCCCUGCCCAAGCUUGACAAGGGUGACAAGGAAGAGAGGGGCUCGGAUCCCAAAACCGCCAUUUCCCAGGAGGAACUGAGAGAAAACAGCAUUGCUGCCCUCAGGGCCAAAGCUCAGGAGCACAGCACCAAAGUCCUGGGGACCAUUGCGGGGGACACCCCGAGGAAGCUGGAGAAAGGGGAGGAGGUGGCAGAGGAUGAGAGGCAGACCGAGAAGUCCAGUGCAUCACAGAAGGAGGAGAAGCUGAUCUAGGGAAACAGGCUGCGGAAGCCAGCCCUGACAGAUACUGUGCCCUCUGGGGGUCACAGCCCCCUCUGAUGGCCAGGCCUCCUGGCUGCACUCACCCAGGGUGUGGGACCCUGGUUUCUUCAUGUGGGGCUACCCAGGGGUGCCCCCAGCCUGCUCCCCUGAUGCACAGCCCUAUCCUUCACUCCUCCACUCCUAGGGGUUUCCUUUCCCCGGCCCAUUCCCAUCUCCAUCGCCACCCCAGGGCAGGUUGCAGCUCCAGGUCCCUCUGGUUGUGGGUCUGGGUCUAGCGUAAGGCCCCAUCCAGCCCCCUCCAGGCCAGUGAAGCCCAGUUCCCCUUCACCUCACAUUGCAUUCCGCUGCGUUCCACACCCCAGGGGACCCCACUGCCCCUGGUAUGAUAAGUCCAUGGCCCUGUGUGUGUGAAAUGCUGAGCCUCUGCUAUACGGCUCUCCCAGCUCAGCACUGAUAGCUGCUGGGACAGGGCUGCAGGUUUGGAGGGGCUGAUUUCUGCCUCCAUUAUGUGAGGAAAUGCAGGUUUAGCUUGCAGACACCAUGCCUCAUUCCCAGCUCACGCCUCCAGUGACCCCAGCCUACACUGUCAUCUUCCCCACACGCACUCGGAGGCCAGUGCCACGCACAGCUAAGCCCUCUCAGACAAGACAUUUUCCCAAGGUAUUUAUUGAAGUAAAUUUGUCCCGCUCUCUUCUGAGCCCUGAAGGGAAUGACAGCCAUGCAGACGCAGCCCUGGCACACACUGUAAUGUGUACAUAAGUCUCCUCACUGACCCCACAUGUGCACGCAGACCCAUGCAGCCAAACCCACUAUUCUUCACAGCAUCCUGUGCUGAUAUCACCCUUCUGUCCCAGUCAGGCACCUCUCCCCAGAGCUGCUGUUUUAAUUCUGUCAGAAUUAACCCCUUCCAUCCAGCCCCAUCUGUCUUUGUCCCCCGUUUGUUUGACGUGUUAGAUUAUAGCCCAUGGUGUGUAAAUAAUGUACAUACAGUGAGAAAAGAAUUCAGUAUUGAGGUGUUUGAGAUAUGGAGCUGUAAUAACUUCUAGUCAUUCAGAACCUGUGAUUUAUGUGCCAUUUUCUGUAAAGAUAUGUACAAGAAUAAAACUAAACUGGAAUACGGUGUGUGAGUCUGGUCUCUUUUUCAAGGAAAAUGAAUUCAGCCAGAGC
Molecule: messenger RNA, 2172 nt
Organism: Meleagris gallopavo (turkey)
Lineage: Eukaryota; Metazoa; Chordata; Aves; Galliformes; Phasianidae
Source: RefSeq, a predicted model, not a curated record